UGAAGAGGAGGAGCUAGAACACAUUGAAUACAAUCUUUUGGACAGAUGAGAUACCGUCUAGCAUUUUUUGGUCAGUCCUACAAACUUUGAAGUAAAUCAUGUUCUUGUGUUUAAUCUGGCUGGUCUGUAAAUGGCACCUUGCAUAUUCUGAGGAUGUGAUUACACCAUUCACGGAUGUUGUCCUGGCUUUGGAGGGAGACAGAGUCACUCUCUCCUGUAACUACUCUGGAACAGUUAAUAACCUCCAGUGGUAUCUCCAGAAUCCCAGAUCAGUUCCACAGUUCCUCACCAUGGAGCACAUGGACAACAACCCUGGAUUCUCUGUAAAACAUGAGAGAGAGAAAAGAAACAUGUUCACCUGGAGCUCUCCUCUGCUAAAUAUGUCAGUAGAGUUUAGUCUUGUUUGUUGUCAUUCUGUUUCUCAAACGUUGAUCAUGUUCAGUUGUUUCAUUUUUGUCAUUGCUAUGUUUGUAGGAAAUGGCUCGGCUGAAAAUGGAAUUUAUUCAGAUAGUCUUGAGGAGAGGGUGAUGUUUGGUGACAGUGGCAAGCUUUCUUGCAAUUAUUCAUUGGAUGGUACAGGCAGUCUGUUAUGGUAUCGUCAAUAUCCCAGAUCAGCUCCCCUGUUCCUCCUCCUCGUAACAUCCUAUGGAUCCUCUAAGGAGACUGUAGUUCCUGCCACUCCUCCAUACCCUCGUCUAUCUGUAUAUCUCAAUAAGGAGAGGAACCGUGUGGAUCUGAGCAUCUCGUCAGCUGAAGUGACAGACUCUGCUCUGUACUACUGUGCCUUGCAGCCCACAGUGACAGGAAACCCAGACACACUGUACAAAAACCCCAGUAUCUCAACACAAGGCACAAUACGUGAUUCAUAUGUGAUCUAUAGAAUAAAACACUUUUAA
Messenger RNA from Osmerus eperlanus (European smelt), 896 nucleotides. RefSeq lists its product as uncharacterized. Lineage: Eukaryota; Metazoa; Chordata; Actinopteri; Osmeriformes; Osmeridae. The transcript is spliced from 4 exons. The record is from RefSeq and is a predicted model, not a curated record. Bases 99 to 896 code for a protein of 265 amino acids.